AUGGAUGAAACAUACGCGCAGAAUAACGAGUCUCAGCCUACAGUCGAGGCCUGGAUCCUCGGAAGCGGAACUACAUCUCUAGCAUCCGCGGUGUACUUGAUACAGCGUGCCAAUUUACUACCACACAACGUGCAUAUAUUGGAUUCGCACGUUUCCUUGGAAGCAGCUUUAUACCAUAUCGGUGACGCCGUCCAUGGAUAUGAUCAAUUCGCAGGAUGUUUGCCAGUUCCAGUAGGAGCACCUUUACUGAAGCUUCUUGCAUCUAUUCCCUCAGAACAGUCUCAUGGGUACACCGUGCUGGACGAUAUCAGAAAAAAAUCAUCCAAUCACAUGCCUGCAGGCCACCAUUGUCCAACCAAGUUUCUCGUUCAAAAUUCCAACAGCAGAGAGUUGAUAUCUCUGAAAGGCCUGGGUUUGAGUGUCAAGUGCCGUAUAAAAUUGGCUCUGUUGAUGCUAAAAAGCGAGAAAGGCCUGGAAAGAACCCAUAUACAGGACUUCAUGCCCAACAGCUUUUUCCGAAGUGUUUUUUGGACUAUAUGGACCGCUCAAUUUGGUUUCCAACCCAGGCACAGUGUCAUCGAGUUUAGACGAGCUCUACGACAAUACCUACGAGAUUUUCAUCAUCUGAGCAUCCUCACUUGCCUAGAUAUCACUGGAUACUAUCAGAAUGAGUCGGUUUAUUUACCUAUAUACCUCUACCUUCGAAACCUCGGCGUUGACUUCCACUUUGAUACCAAAGUCAGAGAUAUUGAUACCACCACCGGGCAAGGCGGCCGGCAAAAAAUUUCGAGAUUGAAUGUUCUUGAAAAGAAAUCUCAUAUCACAAUGGAAAUGGGUGCACACGACAUAGUCAUCCUAACGCUGGGAUCCACUACCUCGGGCUCAUCGGCCGGGACGGAUGAUUACCCUCCUCCUACUCGAUCAAUCGAGCCGGAUGAAGAGUAUGAUGAGAAUUGGACAAUAUGGCUAGAGCUCAUUACUCAUGGCGACGCAUUCGGUAACCCCUAUAACUUUUGUACCCGCGUGGACGAUUCGACCUUAGCUUCUUUCACAGUUACCACCGCAGACACAUGUCUUUGGGAGUUUCUAGCUUCGGUAGCGACUCACUCAGAAGCCGGAACCUAUAUUUUGUUGCCUAAAAGCAACUGGGAACUCCGCUUAUGCAUACCUAUGCAGCCAGUCUUCAGCCAACAGCCUGAAAACAUUCGCGUCAUCUGGGGGUUUGCCCUAUUCCCCAAAGCCAGUGGAAACUAUGUACAGAAACCGAUGGAAGCCUGUUCCGGUGCCCAAGUUAUCACAGAAGUACUUGGGCAUCUUGAUUACCACUCCAUGGUUCAUGAUACUAUCUCCGUUCCUCGUCUCAUGCCUCGAAUGAGCUCUCCGUUACUGGUCCGCUCUAUGACGGACCGCCCUGAGGUGAUACCUCCAAAUACUUCGCAUCUUGCCUUAGUGGGACAGUUUGUGGAAAUUCCCUGGUAUAGUUGUGUGGACAUGAGCUAUGGAAUUCGCACUGCGCAGAUUGCGACGUCGCAGCUGAUGGGCAUACCAUUGCCAAAUGGUAAAAAUGAUCAUAUGGGCUGCACAACCAGGAGCCUACUGAGAAUGCUCUUCUGGAAAUAA
Molecule: messenger RNA, 1620 nt
Organism: Penicillium cataractarum
Lineage: Eukaryota; Fungi; Ascomycota; Eurotiomycetes; Eurotiales; Aspergillaceae
Product: oleate hydratase
Exons: 2
Coding region: 1-1620 (539 amino acids)
Biological process (GO): fatty acid metabolic process
Molecular function (GO): oleate hydratase activity; FAD binding
Source: RefSeq, a predicted model, not a curated record